Messenger RNA from Aspergillus oryzae RIB40, 1392 nucleotides. RefSeq names its product GPI-anchored beta-1,3-endoglucanase EglC (gene bgt2). The coding region runs from base 1 to 1392 and encodes 463 amino acids. The transcript has 2 exons. Lineage: Eukaryota; Fungi; Ascomycota; Eurotiomycetes; Eurotiales; Aspergillaceae. Gene Ontology annotation, cellular component: cell surface; extracellular region; fungal-type cell wall. Gene Ontology annotation, biological process: carbohydrate metabolic process; cell wall organization. The record is from RefSeq and is a predicted model, not a curated record. Gene Ontology annotation, molecular function: 1,3-beta-glucanosyltransferase activity; glucan endo-1,3-beta-D-glucosidase activity.
AUGCAAUUGACACACCUUCUUGCCUUCGCCCUGUCGCUCGCUACGUCCGAGGCCGCCUACAAGGGCUUCAACUACGGUGCUACCAAGUCGGAUGGCAGCGUCAAGUCUCAGUCCGAUUUCGAAUCGGAGUUCUCCACUGCGAAGAAUCUGGUUGGCACUUCGGGCUUCACCAGUGCUAGAUUGUACACCAUGAUCCAAGGUGGCACUACCAACUCCCCUAUCUCCGCCAUUCCCGCUGCCAUUGCCGAAAAUACAUCCUUGUUGCUGGGUCUUUGGGCCUCUGGUGGUGGUAUGGACAACGAGUUGGCCGCCCUCAAGUCGGCCAUCUCCCAGUACGGUGACUCCUUCGCCAAAUUGGUCGUGGGUAUUUCCGUUGGUAGUGAAGAUCUCUACCGUGCCUCGUCCGAGGGUGAGAAGGUCAAUGCCGGCAUUGGAAUUGGCCCCGACGACCUGGUCUCGUUUAUCAAGGAGGUCCGGUCGAUCAUCUCUGGCACCGCCCUGAGCAGCGUCCCCAUCGGUCACGUCGACACCUGGACCGCCUGGACUAACGGCUCCAAUUCGGCCGUCAUUGACGCCGUCGACUGGUUGGGUUUCGACGGUUAUCCUUACUUCCAGAGCAGCAUGUCCAAUUCCAUCUCGGACGCCAAGUCACUCUUCGACGACUCUGUGGCUAAGACUAAGGCGGUCGCUAAGGGCAAGGAAGUUUGGAUCACCGAAACCGGCUGGCCCGUCAGCGGAAGCACUCAGAACCUCGGCGUCGCUUCCCUCGCCAACGCGAAGACCUACUGGGACGAGGUCGGAUGCCCCUUGUUCGACGAGACCAACACCUGGUGGUACAUCCUCCAAGACGCCAACCCCACCACUCCUAAUCCCAGCUUCGGUGUGGUCGGCAGCACUCUGAGCACCACCCCAUUGUUCGACUUGUCUUGCUCUAACAGCACUCGCCCAUCUGCUUCCGCUUCUAGCUCCGCUGCUGGCUCCGCGACUCCCGUCGGCUCUGCUGUUCCCUCUGGCUCCGCUGCUGUGAACCCUUCGUCGUCCGGAAUCGUGUCUAGUGCUGUUCCCUCUACUACCCCUGGCUUCACCGUCGGCAAGGGAUUCCGUCCGUCCAACUCCUCCGCUGCUGCCUACUACUCCAGCGCUUCUGCUAGCGGCUCGGCCUACCCUAAAUUCACCAAGACCGCUAGCGGUUCCUCCGCUACUUCCACCACCGCUGGUAGCUCUUCUGACUCUUCGUCGACCAACUCUGGCAAGUCCUCUUCGGAAUCUUCCUCAACCAACUCUGGCGCCUCUGCUUCUUCUUCCAUCCUUGCUACGGGCGGUGCCAGCUCCGUCUCGGGCUCCGUCUUCGGUGCUCUGGUUGCAGUCUUUGCAUUCGUGGCUACUUUGUAA